GGGGGUGGGCCCAGCUCGGGAGCAAGGAGCAGCCUCCCACAGGAUGUGAGAGAGGAACUGGGGUCUCCAGUCACGGGAGCGCCGGGGCCGCAGGCGGGAAGGACGCGCGGUGGGAGCGAUCGCUGGACGAUCGCGGGACACUGGACGCAGGGUCGCCCUCAGCAUGGGGGAGCCCCGGCCUCAGCCCUGGGCGCUCGGUCUGCUGCUCCUGCUCCUGCCUCAGACCUGGGGCGCAGAGGACCACCUGUCCCUCCUGUACCACCUCACGGCCGUGUCGUCCCCAGCCGCGGGGUCGCCCGCCUUCUGGGUGUCGGGCUGGCUGGGGCCGCAGCAGUACCUGAGCUACAGCAGCCUGCGCAGGGAGGCCGAGCCCUGCGGGGCCUGGGUCUGGGAGAGCCAGGUGUCCUGGUACUGGGAGAAGGAGACCACGGACCUGCGGAACAAGGAGAGCCUCUUUCUGGAUGCUCUCCAGGCCCUGGAGGGAACAGGUCCCUACACCCUGCAGGGCCUGCUAGGCUGUGAGCUCGGCCCCGACAACUCCUCGGUGCCCACCGCCCUGUUUGCCCUGAAUGGCGAGUACUUCAUGGAGUUCCACCCCCAGAACGGCAGCUGGACGGGCGACUGGCCCGAGGCCCUGAGCAUCAGCCAGCGGUGGCAGAAGCAGGCCGAGGCAGUAGGCAAGGAGCAGACCUUCCUGCUCAGCUCCUGCCCAGAGCGGCUGCUGGACCACCUGGAGCGGGGCCGCAGGAACCUGGAGUGGAAGGAACCACCCUCCAUGCGUCUGAAGGCCAGGCCAGGCAGUGACGGCUCCUCCGUGCUCACCUGCAGCGCCUUUUCCUUCUACCCCCCGGAGCUGCACCUGCACUUCCUCCGAAAUGGGCUUGCAGUGGGCACGGGGGAGGGCGGCUUCGGCCCCAACGGCGACGGCUCCUUCCACGCGUGGUCGUCACUCACGGUGCGGCGCGGGGAUGAGCACCACUACCGCUGCCUGGUGCAGCAUGCGGGGCUGCCGCAGCCACUCUCUGUGGAGCUGGAGUCCCCUGCCGAGUCCUCGGUACCCGUGGUGGGGAUCGUCCUGGCCUUCCUGCUGCUGGCCGCCGCGGUGGGAGGAGCUCUGCUGUGGCGAAGGAUGCGGAGCGGCAUGCCACCUCCCUGGAUCUCCCUCCGUGGGGACGACGUCGGCGCGCUGCUGCCUGGCCCCGGGCAGCCCCAGGAGCCCGACUCCCGAGACACCAAUGGCACUGCCUGACGGCCGGCUUGGCCACUGCCGGCCGCUGUGGUCGCGUCUCUGCUGUGAGACCCCUGGAAUCCUGGAUCUCUGAGCCUCCAGAACAAGUGCUGGGCCCCAGGCCCCCGCAGAGCCCGCCUCCCGGGCUCCGCCUCAGUGUCCCCUCCCGACAGCUCCAGCCCUUUUUCACUUCACAUAUAAACACGAGUUUGGGCCCGAA
Messenger RNA from Chinchilla lanigera (long-tailed chinchilla), 1448 nucleotides. RefSeq names its product Fc fragment of IgG, receptor, transporter, alpha (gene Fcgrt). Bases 164 to 1249 code for a protein of 361 amino acids. The record is from RefSeq and is a predicted model, not a curated record. NCBI's taxonomy places the organism in Eukaryota, Metazoa, Chordata, Mammalia, Rodentia, Chinchillidae. Gene Ontology annotation, molecular function: beta-2-microglobulin binding. Gene Ontology annotation, cellular component: external side of plasma membrane. Gene Ontology annotation, biological process: immune response. The transcript has 7 exons.